CAGCUUGAUUGUAUAACUUCAAAAUUCCACGGAAACUUCCAUAAUCGUGGUAGUAUUGUUUUGUCGGAAAUCAAUUUAGUUUUCCUCGAGAAAGAAACCCUAGCGAAGUAAGUUGAUGUUUUCAUUAGUUUGCUCUGACGAAUAACAAUAAAUUCAUAAAUUUUAGAAGAGAACCCGAAUAGCUACUUUAAAAAUACCUUGACAUUUUUCACUGUUUUUGGAAACGGUUCAUUGGCUUUUCUACAUCCAUUUUUGCAAUAAUGAGUACACCGGCCAUCAGGGAUCUGCAGCAUCAGCUGGAAAACCAUGCCAAUUCUCUUAGCAAAAUUCAAAAGGACAUUGCAAAGAAUCAUCAAGUCAGAAAACAGUAUACGAUCCAGCAUGGUGAAAAUGAAAUGGUCCAGAAGGAGCUGGAGUUACUAAGUGAGGAUGCCAAUGUAUAUAAAUUGAUUGGACCUGUGUUAGUGAAGCAGGAUCUUGCCGAAGCGAAGGCCAAUGUUAGCAAGAGGAUUGAGUACAUAACUGCAGAACUGAGACGUUUGGAUGGGAUGCUUAAAGGAUUAGAGGAGCAACAAAAUGCCAAAAAAGAGGAGAUUUUAAAGAUUCAACAACGUGUGCAAGUCCUCCAGGCUGGAAAAGCCAAGGCCUAAUGCAUUUUGGCUCAAAUUGGAUCAAUGUGAUUUUGGAGGUGUGCUGUGAAUUGUGCAAUGCAUGGAAUGUGGUGGACAUUGAAAGAGUGAGAGUUUGGUGUAGAAUUGGAUCUUUCACAACUAUAUAUCCUACUUUCAGGCUUAAAAUUCUGUUACAUUUAAAAUGUGAGAUUGGCUCUUGUACAGUUAAAUUGUUUUUAAGGCCCUUAAGCAGUAGCAUAAGCUGUCUUUGGUGGAUGCUAGUAUGGAUGUUAAUCCCACUAUCGACUACAUGCAUUUGUUAUAAUUAUUCUAGAUAAAGUUGAAUGUAAAAACAGUGACAUUACUCCCUGGAAUAUUUGGGAUGGUGCGUGUUAACUGAUCACAGAAUGGGUUUGCCUGUACUAAGCAUGUAGUAGUAGUUCAAUUUUUGAUCUACAUGUUUCUUUUGAGCCUACAAUUGGACAACUUUUAAGCUUUUGUAAGUAAUAUUCUGGAAUUAGUACGUUGUACUUUCAAGCUGUCA
Messenger RNA from Cryptomeria japonica (Japanese cedar), 1155 nucleotides. RefSeq names its product prefoldin subunit 6. The transcript is spliced from 5 exons. The coding region runs from base 261 to 650 and encodes 129 amino acids. NCBI's taxonomy places the organism in Eukaryota, Viridiplantae, Streptophyta, Pinopsida, Cupressales, Cupressaceae. The record is from RefSeq and is a predicted model, not a curated record. Gene Ontology annotation, cellular component: cytoplasm; prefoldin complex. Gene Ontology annotation, molecular function: protein-folding chaperone binding. Gene Ontology annotation, biological process: protein folding; chaperone-mediated protein complex assembly.